GUUAGGUUGAUAACAGACAUACAUUCAGGUAGAUUUAUGAAAGGUUUGUGGGAAGUGCAGGGGAAUGCAAAGGGGAAGGGGAAUGCAAAGGGGAAGGGGAAUGAGAAGAAGAGAAUGAAGGGUGGAGUUUCGUCAGAAGCUGAGCCACCCACUAAGAAGCAGAAGAAAGUUAAGACACAUAAUGAGUGUGAAGCUGAUGCAGCGGGAAAGGGUUCUAGCGAGAAGGAAGGUAGCAAAGAGUUGGAGUUGGAGAACAAAGCGACUCUAACGACCAUUGUGGGUACUCUGGAUAUUAUUUCCAGAAAAUUUGAUCAGGUUGACUCACGGUUGGAAGCCUACGAGUUAGACCGGAACAGACCAUUGAUGGACCAAAAGACCAUUGAUGACAGGGUGAAUGCUUUACUGGAGGAGCGUCUGAAAGAUCUGGGGAUUGGGAAAAUUCCCAAAAACCAUGAUAACCCCUCUCCACAAUUAUCAGAUAACUCUUUAUCGAUGGCAUCACCGGUGGUUCGAACGCAUCAGAAGUCUGUCAAUAGUCCAGCGUUAGUAGCUGCGACUCUUGGUAAGGAGUUUGGACAGAAAAAGAAUUUGGCCAAGGAGCUUGAAAAGGAAUCAUGGGUGAAAAGGACUUUGAAUGAGGAGUUUGGUAGUGUCGAUAAAGCUACUGAUAUGCGGCCUCUUGAUUUCGUAGUAGUUUCUCCUGCAAAGGCUACUAAGGAUGAUAAGGCUACUAAGGAUGAUAAGGCUGCUAAGGAUCCAGCCUAUGGACGCGGCUGCAGGCGCAAGCGUAUUGUUAAGGGUGAGGAAGCCGAUGAGAAGAAAAAAGUAGCACAGGCAGAUGCUGCGUUUAAGAGGGAGGAAAAGGCUGAGGCUAAGAAAAAAGCUGCUGAGGAUAAGAAAAAAGAGGCUGAAGCUAAGAAAAAAGUGGCUGAGGCUAAGAAAAAAGAGGCUGAGUUAAAGAAGAAACAAGAGGCUGAGCUAAAGAAGCAAAAACAGGCUGGGUCAAAGUACAAAAAGGUGACUCCACCGCGUGACGGUGUAACAAGAUGCAAGGUACAACCUGAUGUAGAGGACAAUUCAUUGGCUGAUAUAACUGACGAAGUUGUUGCAGAACAUAACGAAUUUGCGUCGGAGUCUGAUGUCGAGAAUUCUGAAGUGGUUAGAUCUACCAUAAUUAAGGACUACCGGGAGAAAAAUGUUCGGUUAACUCCAAAAGGGUUGUCAAUGAUGGCAGUUUCUUCAUCAUUAGUUUUUCCGAACGUAGGACAUGAUGGAACGACGUGCAUGAGGAAGAAUGUUACUCCUUCAUCAGCAAUAUAUGACCCUCUAGCACCUGUUGAUCCGGCGCUAUUGGAGAAACUUAUGCAACACAUCAAGGCAAUUCCACCCAAACCACCAGCAGCACCAGGUAAAAAAGAAGUACUAACAGCUGAUCAUGAGAGUGACUUCUACAGCAUACUCAUCCAUGAGAGACUGUGGCCGGAGAAUGAGUAUGGAUGGGUGUUUGAUAAUCAUGUUGUGGCGUAUAUGAACGUCCUCAUUAAAAGGUCCAUGCGAGAGCCCACUCCAUUCUGGUCCAAGCGGAUUGCCUUCGUUGACGUUUGGUGGCAAAGUUUUUUGAUUCACGAUGACGCUCAGUUUAAGAUGAAACCCACAAUGUUCAUGUUCAAAGGCAAUGGUUAUGAAGAUAUGAUAAAUGGUAGGAUUCCCGAUCAUUGUCGAACAAACUUGAAGUGGUAUGAAGAUGUGGAUCACUUGUACGAAUGUCUUCAAACCGGCGGAAAUCACUAGGUUGUGUAUCACAUUGAUCUGAAGAAGGAGAAGAUUAAUUGCUACGAUCCAAUCUUUGGAGAGGUAACACUCGAAAGUGAGCAGAGAAUUUUGAAUUCAUUUAAACUGCUGACGCACAUGAUUCCCGCUAUGUUGAGUGCACAUAUUCCUGCCAAUAUCGGACCCAUUAGCAGGAAGAAGUUCUCUUUCAGAAGGAGGAGCAAAAAAUACAUUCCACAAAACACCCAGGUUGGCGAUUGUGGGGUGUAUUCGUUGAAGUUUGUGGAGUGUCUAGCGCUUGGUGUAAUGUUUGAUGGGAUAAACGAUCAAAAUAUUCAAGGUUUACGGAUGAAGAUGGCAGCAGAUAUCCUCGCUGAAGGAGAAAAUGUUGUGACAGACCAAAUGAUGGCUAAUUGAACAUGUGUUGUUGUGAAGUACUUGACUUAUGUUGUUGUUGUUUUAUGAUGAACUUAUGUUGUUAUUUUGUACUUGACUUAUGUUGUUAUUAAGUAUUUGACUUAGUCU
Molecule: messenger RNA, 2295 nt
Organism: Brassica napus (rape)
Lineage: Eukaryota; Viridiplantae; Streptophyta; Magnoliopsida; Brassicales; Brassicaceae
Exons: 2
Coding region: 37-1791 (584 amino acids)
Biological process (GO): proteolysis
Molecular function (GO): cysteine-type peptidase activity
Source: RefSeq, a predicted model, not a curated record